AACAAAAGGGGCGGGAAUAGAAUGGAGGUAAACAUGCAAGCUGUCUUAUAAAAGUAGGUGCACAUUACCACCUUCCUUACAGCACCUAGUGACUCUGUGCAGAUCACUCGUUGUUGUGGCACCAUGGUGAUGAAGUGUUCUCCUGUGUGCCUUAUGGCACUAGCCUUGCUUGGCAGCCUCUGUGAUGCUCAGUGGAGUCUACCAAAUGUCCCGAGAAAGGAUCCCAGCAAAAAGCCACCUCAAACACCCCAACAGACAAGGCAGGAGUUCGAGGAACCACUCGUUUGGAAAUAUCCUGAAGAUCCCGUUCCUGAGGUCCAACCCGAGUUCCCCUUUGAGCUAAGAUAUCCCGUUGCUGCUGCAACAGUUUCUGUCCAAUGCAGAGAGAAGGAUGCUUAUGUGGCAGUCAAGAAGGACAUGUUUGCUGUCGGCCAAUUCAUCAAUCCAGCCGACCUUACCCUGGGAUCCUGUGGAGUUAUGGGAGAGGACAAUGCUGCUCAAGUGUUGAUUUUUGAAAGUCAACUGCAUGAGUGUGGCAGCUCUUUAGUGAUGACAGAAGAUUCUCUCAUCUACACCUGGGUUGUAAACUACACCCCGAAACCUCUGGGCGAUUCUCCAGUGGUAAGAACCAGCCAAGCUGCUGUCAUUGUGGAGUGUCACUACCAAAGGAAGCACAACGUGAGCAGCCUUGCUCUGAUCCCUCAAUGGACCCCAUUCUCUGCAGUUAAGGUGUCAGAGGAAUUCUUAUACUUCACCUUGAAACUCAAGACUGAUGACUGGCAAUAUGAGAGACCGAGCUACCAGUAUUUCCUGGGAGACAUGAUUCACAUUGAGGCCAUUGUCAAACAGUUCUUCCACGUGCCCCUGCGCAUUUAUGUGGACCGUUGUGUCGCCACUUUUGGACCUGACAUGAAUUCUCAACCAAGUUACGCCUUCAUCGAGAACCACGGGUGCUUUGUUGAUGCUAAGGUCACGGGCUCUGACUCAAAGUUCAGAACUCGCUCUGAAGAGAACAAGCUCCAGUUCCAGUUGGAGGCUUUCAGGUUCCAGGGCACUGACAGUGGAAUGCUCUACAUCACCUGCCACUUGAAAGCGACAUCUGCUGCCUAUGCCAUCGACACUGACCAUAGAGCUUGCUCUUACACCGGCGGAUGGGAGGAGGCCAGCGGUGCUAAUUCAGUUUGUGGCUCCUGUGACUCUGUCUCAGCUGGCGGCUCAAACAGUGCUUCCUGGGCUUCUGCUAAUCCGGUUAAUCCUUCAUUUCAACCAGUUGGCGGCUCAAACACUGGUUCGUGGGGUUCUUCUAGUCCGGUUAAUCCUUCAUUUCAACCAGUUGGCGGCUCACACCAUGGCUCGUGGGGUUCUUCUAGUCCGGGUAAUCCUUCGUUUCAACCAGUUGGCGGCUCAAACACUGGUUCCUGGGGUUCUUCUAGUCCGGCUAAACCUGGCAGGAAGGUCCGCGAUGUCUCCAAGACUGGAGAAAGUGAAGUAUUCGAAUGGGAAGGUGAUGUCACCCUGGGUCCCUUUGCCAUUGGAGAGAAGGUGAUCGCUUAAUUAAAAUUUCUGCUAUGGCUGACCAACAGAAUAAACCUUAUUAAUUGGUUCUAACUGUAUGUUUUUUCCUCUUGCGUAUUGUUCAUAGUGCAGAUUCAAAAAGGGUUAAAUACCUGUCUCGCAGUGAUAUGUACAUUUUCAGACAAAAUAAUAAUAAUAUAGCCUGGAAAUGCUUGUAGGCAAACUUCCAAAAGAUAAAAGUGUAACUUUUUGUGCAUUAGCAUCUCUGUGAUGAUAAAUGUUACAUAGACACCUGUCCAGUUUAAAGACUG
This is a messenger RNA of Labrus bergylta (ballan wrasse), 1826 nucleotides long. Its product is annotated as zona pellucida sperm-binding protein 3-like. The record is from RefSeq and is a predicted model, not a curated record. Lineage: Eukaryota; Metazoa; Chordata; Actinopteri; Labriformes; Labridae.